UUUGCCCCAAUUCCCAAACCUAUAAGGUUUUGAAAUCAAAUUAAACCCUCAAAAAAGUGUUGCACUAUUAAAAGAAGUUGAAACUUGAUUGUUCACAUUCCUUACCUCACAAGAUUCUCUCUCUUUUUUCUUUCUCUUUUUUUUGGUCCACUUUCUCUGUGUCCUAAACCCUGUAGAAUCUUUUCCUCCUUGAUUCUCUCCCAUCUUCUUUUUUUUUUUUUUUGUUUAGUUUAGUUUCUCUAUCGGGGGAGUAUGCAGCAGCAGGCGCCGAUGAGGAACUCACCGUCCAAGAUUGUGUCGGGGGGGUAUUCUCGUAACUUCACCGACACUGUCUGGUCUCCCUUUGUCAAGUCCGGUUUCGGAAUAUCUCCCAACAGAUCAUACGCCGUCUUCUCCCUCCUCAUCCUCCUCAUCGUUGGCGCGUUCAUCUCCACGCGCCUCCUACUCGACCCUACCGCUCUGAUUGAGAAAGAAGCCGUGACGACGACGAAUACCAAAACAGAGACGGCAUCCCCAAAUUACCCUCGACCAGCGACAAUAAUUACACAAAACCCACGCGAGUUCACAUUGCACUGCUCCGGCAACGAGACCACCGGGACAUGCCCAAGAAACAAUUACCCGACGACAGUGAGCUUUAAAGAAGAUGAUUCAACGCAUUCUUCGACGACCGCCACGUGUCCCGAUUACUUCCGCUGGAUCCACGAGGACCUCCGUCCCUGGGAGAAGACUGGUAUCACGAGGGAAGCGUUGGAGCGCGCCAAGAAGACGGCGAAUUUCCGGCUAGCGAUCGUCGGCGGGAAGCUCUACGUUGAGAAAUUUCAAGACGCGUUUCAGACGAGAGAUGUGUUCACGAUCUGGGGAUUCUUGCAGCUUCUACGGAGAUACCCUGGCAAGAUUCCAGAUCUCGAGCUCAUGUUUGACUGCGUCGACUGGCCGGUCGUUAAGGCCGCGAAUUUCGCCGGAGCUAACUCGCCGUCUCCUCCGCCGCUGUUUCGUUACUGUGGAAACGAGGAGACGCUCGAUAUCGUGUUUCCUGAUUGGUCCUUUUGGGGAUGGUCGGAGGUGAAUAUAAAGCCAUGGGAGAGUCUGUUGAAGGAACUAAGAGAAGGGAACGAGAAGACUAAUUGGAUAAACAGAGAGCCUUAUGCUUAUUGGAAAGGGAAUCCAUUGGUCGCUGAGACAAGACAAGAUCUUAUGAAAUGUAAUGUCUCUGAGGAACACGAGUGGAACGCUCGUUUGUAUGCUCAGGACUGGAUCCGAGAAUCAAAGGAAGGCUACAAGCAAUCGGACUUGGCGAGCCAAUGCCAUCACAGGUUUAAGAUAUACAUAGAAGGUUCAGCGUGGUCCGUGAGUGAGAAGUAUAUUUUGGCGUGUGACUCGGUGACUCUGCUUGUGAAACCCCAUUACUAUGAUUUCUUCACCCGAGGCCUGCUUCCCGCGCACCAUUACUGGCCAGUUAGAGAACAUGACAAGUGCCGCUCCAUCAAGUUCGCUGUUCAUUGGGGUAACUCCCACAUUCAAAAGGCGCAGGAUAUUGGAAAGGCAGCGAGCGAAUUCAUCCAACAAGAACUAAAGAUGGACUACGUGUAUGAUUACAUGUUUCACCUUCUAACCGAAUACUCGAAACUCCUCCAGUUUAAGCCGGAGAUUCCCCAGAAUGCCAAGGAGAUUUGCUCGGAAACAAUGGCGUGUCCGAGGAGCGGUAACGAGCGGAAGUUCAUGACGGAAUCUCUCGUGAAGCACCCUGCACAGACCGGUCCGUGUGCCAUGCCACCUCCCUAUGAUCCGGCGUCGUUUUACGCGGUAGUGAAGAGGAAACAGAGUGCAGCUACGAGGAUCCUACAGUGGGAGAUGAAGUACUGGAGCAAGCAGAAUCAAACCGCCUCUUGAACUUUUAGCUUCGUUUCGGUUUUUGUUGUAUAGAGAAAAAUAAAAUAUAAACAGGUAUAACCGGCUUAAUACUUGUUUUUUUUAUUCGGUUUAUUAUGUAGAGUGCUAGAUUAUAUGUUUCAAGUUAUUUCACACGAAAAUCAAAAUGAAAUAUUUUCAUACAAUUUUCAAGAUUUACAAAA
This is a messenger RNA of Eutrema salsugineum, 2072 nucleotides long. RefSeq names its product O-glucosyltransferase rumi homolog. Bases 253 to 1890 code for a protein of 545 amino acids. NCBI's taxonomy places the organism in Eukaryota, Viridiplantae, Streptophyta, Magnoliopsida, Brassicales, Brassicaceae. The record is from RefSeq and is a predicted model, not a curated record. The transcript has 6 exons.